Messenger RNA from Malassezia vespertilionis, 3234 nucleotides. RefSeq lists its product as uncharacterized. Lineage: Eukaryota; Fungi; Basidiomycota; Malasseziomycetes; Malasseziales; Malasseziaceae. Gene Ontology annotation, cellular component: EMC complex. Gene Ontology annotation, biological process: protein folding in endoplasmic reticulum. Gene Ontology annotation, molecular function: protein binding. The coding region runs from base 1 to 3234 and encodes 1077 amino acids. The record is from RefSeq and is a predicted model, not a curated record. The transcript has a single exon.
AUGCUGCUGCGUCUGUUUGUGUGUUUUGCGCUGCUUGCAGCGCUGCUUCCUCAACACUGGGGUGCACAUGCAUUUUUGCAAUUCCUAACACCUAAGAAGACACCCCCGCCGCUAGUGGGCCACGUCACGCCGUACAUUGGUCCGCUGCGCAGCGAUCAUGGCGCGGAGCGAUUCGUGCAUCCUCGCUUCCAGCGUUUCCUGCGUGCGGAUCAGCAUGUGCAGGAAAAAACGGCAACUGCGAUAAUCGGUGUGACGGAGUCGAAUCAUGUUGCUGCCCUGAACCCGCGUGACGGCGGCGUGGUAUGGCGCCGUGCAUUUCUCCAGCACGAAAUACAGGGCGUGUUUGCGAUGGAGGACGAAACGAUAGUGCUCAGUGGCGAAGGCGGCGAGCAGAUAGAAGGUACGCUUGGGCGGCAGGGCGCGUCUUUGUGGAGACACAAUACCACGAACCGCUCCUCGUCCCUCGACCGCAGCCAUCUUGCGUAUCCCGGCGUGGAUGUCGCCGGACAUGUGCGCGAGACGUUUGUGCUGACGAAUGGCCACGAUAUCCACCGCAUCCAUUCGGGCUCGUACAUCUGGCACUGGGCGCCCGACGCUGAUCUUGAUCGUGUGCAGCUCUCGCGCUUGAUCGUGUACAAUGAGCGCGUAUUUGCCGUGGGUGCGUACCGCCGCAAAUCUGUGUGGGAGCCGCGCAUCUACGUGCUGUCCAUGCAAGGGGAGCUGCUCAAUGUGCAUGAUGUGCCGGACGAGGUGCCUGGCGGCGCAAGCAACAUCCUUGCGCUCCCCUUUACAAAAAAGGCGCACAUCCCCGCCGAGUUUCAUGCGCGCGGCGGCGGUCCGCACAUCGCGUGGCUUGGCAAGGACCAGCGUGUGCGCACAUUGCAAGUAGAUGCGCUUGCGCCAAAAGACACGCUGCAGAAGACCAAGGCGCGCGCGAGCCACUUUUCGCGUCUGGAAGACGUCGGCCUCGGCGACCGCGGCUUUUUCGUCGCGGUGCGCAACGACGCGAAAGCCGAAGUGCUGCACGUAGACGAGCAGGGAAACAUGCGCUCCGCACACGAAUUUGAAGAGAUUGCGGUGGAUGCUGUGUACGACGGCACGCUGGACCGCAACGGCCAUGCCUAUGUGCUGCGUCUGCAAUUCACCGACGUCCAGCACAUGCUCAACCAGCACAUUUUCUGGGCAGAUGCAUACACGGGCGAGCACCGCGGCCAAAUCACGGGCUACUCGUUCCAGUACGACCACGAUUUGCACGGCCGCGUCCAAUCUGCGAGCUUCGAAGUGAACAAGAUCGGCGAGGCGCGCGCCGCCUCGCGCCUCAUAUUCCACACCGCCUCUGGCGCAGUCAUCCAAGUCCAGGACGGUGCGUACCAGUGGGUAUUGGAAGAAGGCCUUGCCAAUACGCAGCAUGCGCUCAUGGUCAACAUGCCCGACAGCGCACUGGGCCUUGCUGCCGUCUCUUCUGCACACGAGCGCGACGCACACGCCGCGCCGCUUGCUGAGCUGGAGCGCGAGUCGGUUUUCCAGCGCGUGGUGCGGCACCUGCACGAGCUCGUCGUAGGCAUUCUGCGCAUCUUUAUCGACAUCCAUGCCGCCUCGGGCCUGGACAAACUCGUGGCGAUGCUGACAGAGGCGCGCCAAAGCAACGCGCCCCGCCAGCUGCAAACCUACACGCCGCUACAGCUCUCCAAGCACACACCUAAGUCGGGCGCGCCGCGCGUAGUGAGCAACGACACGGCCGCGACUCUCUUCCACGACCGCUUUGGAUUCCGCAAGAUGCUUGUCGCCACCACGCCGUACGGAAAAGUGUACGGGAUCGACCAGGAUUUGACCACGUCGACGCUUGUGUGGGCGCGCAGCCUCGUGGGAUUCGGCGACGCAGUCCACGGUGGAGCGCCGCGCGUAAACAUUACGCACCUCAUUCCGCUGCGGGCCGCCGGCGUCGUGGUUGAUGGCAAGGCAGCGCCUCCGGUGAUGGCCAUUGUCGCGCAAAUCACACAGGGCCGCGAGACGGAUACGCGCGUGUUUGAGCUGAAUCCACUUACCGGCGAGGUGCUGCGCGCCUCGGACGACGGCAUUGCGAUCUGCAAUGGCCUCGCGAGCGAGGUGGUGCAGCUCCCGCCUUUGGUGCGCACCGCCGAGGAACUGCACGCGUUCGGCGCAUUCUGUAGCCAUGGUCUUGUCGUCUAUCCUCCCGACGCACAGACCAUAGCGUCGCUCGAUGCGCUGCGCGACGUGUUUUACCUCGCGCGUCCCGUCGAGGAGCACGGCCGUGCGAUGGUGCGAGGCAAUCAGCUCGGCGCGCCGCACCAAGCCGUUUUCCCUUUGCACCCCCUCUGGCACUUGACCCUCGCUGCGGGCGAAGAAGUGGUGAGUGUGUUGGAUGCAUCGCGUGAUCAUAUAGCGAGCCUUGGCCGCGUUCUUGGCGACCGUUCUGUGCUGUACAAGUACCUGAAUCCCCACGCGCGCGUAAUUACAACGCGCACGCCUGCGAGCCAAGCCGUGGACGUGUAUAUCCUCGAUGCCGUCUCUGGCGCAGUGCACUAUCACAUGCACGUCCCCGAUGUUGCGUUGGAAGAUGGCGUGCAUACCACCUUUACGGAAAAUUGGAUCACGCUCGCGUAUGCCACCAGCGAGCCGGGCGAAAGCCUUUUGCGGCGGCUCGUCUCCGUGGAGCUUUUUGAGGACGACCGAGGCCAGGCGCAAAAUACCUCCAGUCUUGCGCGCGGCGCACAAACCGUUUCUGCCUAUGCACAUGCAUUCCUGCUUCCGUAUGGCCUCCGCGCCAUGGCCACGACAAGGACCACACUUGGCGUCACGACCAAGUCGCUUGUCGUCGCGACGGACCGCGACAACCUUGUGCUUAUUCCGCGCCGCAUGCUCGAUGCGCGACAGCCGUACGGCAAGCCCAGCCAAGCGGACAUGGAAGAAGGCCUCUUUCCCUACACGCCCAUGAUCCCCGACGAGUCGCAAUGGUCGCUCACGCAUGCCUACUUCCGUAUCCCCGGUAUCCGCCUGCUUGAGACGGCUCCUGCGCUUCUCGAGAGCAGCUCGAUGGUGUUUGCCGCGGGCAUCGAUUGGAUCUAUACCGUGGCCUCGCCUUCUGGUCAGUUUGACCGUUUGCAAGCGAGCUUCAAUAAGAUGCAGCUCGUCUUCACCAUCCUCGGUCUCUGUCUCGGGAUUCUGAUCACGACACCCAUUGUCAAAAUGCGCAAACUGAAUGCGCGGUGGUAG